CGCCACCAUGCCCAGCCCCUGUAGUAGCAUUUAUAAACUACAAAUUUACAUCAAAUGCACACUGUGGUCAAGCUCACUGGACACCAGAGUCUUCCUCGGGUGCCGCAGGGUGGGAGUAGCUUUGUCUCUUCCCUCUGCAUAUCCAGCAGCUCUCACAGAGCUCUACUGGCCCAGCCUUUGUGGAGACUGUGUUUCCUCUCUCAGCCUCCCUCCUUCCCGACCCAGCUGUUCUCUUUCCUUUGGAGCCCUUGCUCACAGAAUGGAAGAGUACUGGAAAGUACUUUCACUUCAUGUGAAUUUCAUGUUUACUGUGCUCCUGCUGUUGACCAGGCAAUUGCAGUCUGAAAUACAGGUGCUAGCACACAGCUGUCAAUCAGUUUUCUUUAUUUGAUGUUUUAUGUUGUGCUGUAGUUGGCAUUGAGUCCAGGCCCUUGACACUGAACUACAACUCCACUCACACCCCCUUUCAAAUAUUUUUACUUAUUUUGAGACAAGUCACCAAGUUCCCCAGGCUGGGCUUGAAACUUGCAAUCCCAUAGUUACUCCGUCUCCCAGAGUGCUGAGAUUGCAGGCCCGGCGCCCCCUGCCUGUCUCUCAGCCUUUGGUGGGAUGCUCCGGGCAGGCAGCAACUCCUGAAAGAGAGGCGUUUAUUCUACAGCCAAGGAAAAGCAAGAAGCUAAAGGCAGGUGAGGCCAGAUGUUUGCUGCGGUUUCCCUGCUUAGUCUUUACCCCAGCAGAAGCGUCGUCCUCUGGGUUCAGGCCGGGAGGGGUCACCGCGGGGAGAGAGUUCCCACUUGUUGCAGUGUUUGCCAACUACACCAACCCUCUUCCACAAUCAGCAAAUAAGAAUUCAGGAUUCCCAGUAAAAUCUGCAUUCUAGACAAACAACAAGUAGACUAUCCCAGAUAUUUUAGCGAAAUAACCCGAAAAAGGCUGGGGACAUAGCGCGAAGGCUCCCCCUACUCCUACUGUGACCGUGGAGCGUCCGCCUUACGUGCAAAAUGUUGCUUCUCUAAAACUGAAAAUAACUGGGCGGUCGGGUGUCACCUCACAGUCCUUUUGCAGAGCAGGGUGAAAGCUUGCUUGGGACGCUUUCCUUUUCCGCUUCUUUUUAGAAACAAAAGUCUCCAAGCAAAACGUCGGUUUCCUGCUGUUAAGAAGACUGAGUUCCGGUUCUUUACCUCCUCCAGCUAAAAUGCGUUUCAAAGGAAAAACCGGUUCCUCAGAGGGAGGGGUCAGCCCAGAGUCGGACCAAGCCACAUGCACACCUGCGGCCCCGGUGGGGCCAGCGGACACCCUCCUGUUUCAGCCUUCCCGCCCAGUCGUCCCAGGCGCUGUCCCCACCCGGCGGUGCAGGGGGCCGGUGGAGCAGGAGGACCGAGCGAUAGGGCGCGGCCUCGGUGGCUCGUGUGGACACGCCCUCGGUCCCGCCCGCUCCUCUUCGGAUCUUGCGCGGGACCAGACAGGAUGCUGGCGCGCGGGCGGCUGCGGCUGCCCGCGACCCCCAGAGCCCAGGUGCAGGUUUGGUGUGUGAGGCUAUAUGGAAACCUGAGUCACCCUCCGUCGCACCUCUCCAGCACCGUGGUGCCCUCUGAUGAAGUAACAGUUAAUUAUAGACAUGGCCUUCCUUUGAUUACCCUCACUUUGCCAUCCAGAAAAGAGCGUUGUCGAUUCGUAGUCAAACCAAUGUUGUCCACAGUUGGGUCCUUCCUUCAAGACCUACACCGUGAAGACAAAGGGGUGAAAACCGCGGCCAUCUUCACAGCAGAUGGCAGUGAGAUUCCAGCUUCAACCUUGAUGGAUGUUUUGCUAAUGAAAGAAUUUAAACUCAUCAUCAAUGAAAUAGCCUAUGUCGUGCAGUGUCCAGAGCCGGAGAAACCCAGCAGAGAGUACACCACAGAGAUGGAACAGGUGCGCUCCUUGGUGCACAGGCUGUUUGCCAUCCUGUACCUGGAGGAGCUGCAGAAGGAGACCGAGCGCCGCUUGCUGGUGAGGAUCGACCACCUGCAGGCCCAGCUGCAGCCCCUGGAGCAGGUGAAAGCUAGGAUCGAGGCUCACGCGGAAGCCAGCACCAGCAGGCUCCUGUGGGCUGGGCUGGCCCUGCUGUCCGCACAGGGGGGCGCACUGGCCUGGCUCACCUGGUGGGUGUACUCCUGGGACCUCAUGGAGCCCGUCACCUGCUUCCUCACCUUCGCCAACUCCAUGGUCUUCUUUGCAUACUUCAUAGUCACACGGCAGAAUUGUACUUACCCCGCAGCUAGAAGUAGGCAGUUUCUUCAUUUCUUCCACAAGAAGUCUUGGCAACAGCACUUUGAUGUGGAGCAGUACAACAAGUUGAAGGAUGAGCUGGCCAAGGCUGAAGAGUCCCUGAAGCUCUUGCGCCGUUCGCUCUGCCUGGGGCUUCGAGUGGAGCAGCUCAAGGAAGAGAAUUAGCUUCACAUUUGAGGGCAACGCUGGAUUCCCCAGGACCUGCUGAUGGCGUCAUAGUGCGCAAAGAAGACGCUAUGGAGUCUCCUGGUUCAUUUCAGUCUGGCUGUUUGCAGCUGUGAGAAAUCACAACCUUGUCUUUUCUAUCCAAGGACACAAACAGGAGUGCCUCCAUCUCAAGACGCUGGCCCACCUCAGGUGGCCCUUCCAGAACACACUGACAUGAUGGCAAAUGUCUGCUGGGCCUAAAUUCUGGGAACAGAUAGCUUAGCCACAGUGUGGGCCUUCUGUUCCCACACCCUCCUACCUUUCCUUUCCCUCAGCAAACCUUUGGAUCUCCCCUCACACCCUGCUUAUACUCACCAACCUCCACAGACUGUAGCCUUUGAACUCAGCCAAUGAAUUUAAAGGACAGUGGCUUCCCAUGCGUGAGGGCUUAAAAGUCCCACUUCCUGGGCUCUGCGUGACUGAUUCCUCAUAGCCAAGUGUGCUCCAGCCCUUCUGCAGAAGUAAACUUCAAACUCCACCUCAUCAAGUUCUCUCACUUGCUGUCUGACUGCAUUCUUCCCAGCCCUGAAAGUUUGAGUGAGGAGGCUCACUUCUCGUAGUAGUUAAUAAAUUACUAUAAAACA
Octodon degus (degu) is the source of this 3059-nucleotide messenger RNA. RefSeq names its product mitochondrial calcium uniporter dominant negative beta subunit (gene Mcub). The transcript is spliced from 8 exons. Gene Ontology annotation, biological process: calcium import into the mitochondrion; mitochondrial calcium ion homeostasis. Gene Ontology annotation, molecular function: calcium channel inhibitor activity. The coding region runs from base 1261 to 2433 and encodes 390 amino acids. Gene Ontology annotation, cellular component: mitochondrial inner membrane; uniplex complex. The record is from RefSeq and is a predicted model, not a curated record. NCBI's taxonomy places the organism in Eukaryota, Metazoa, Chordata, Mammalia, Rodentia, Octodontidae.